AUGUGGGGAUUAUUAAAGAAAGCUGGUGAAUAUAUUGCUCCAAUGAUAGCAGUUGAUUCUCUUCAAGAUGUCAAGGAAGCUUGUGAUCAUUGCCUUGGCGUUUUAAAUGGAACCAUUUCAGAAAAUGAAUUAACAUUCGAUUCUGCUUUGGCUUCCAUUAAAGAUUAUCUCACAGAAGAGGUUGGUCAGCCAGAUAUGCCAUACUUUGACUAUGUGACAUCACAAUUAUUCAUUCAAAAAAUUGCCGAAUCUCUUGGUCCAAAAUUAACAGCACAACAAAUUGAAUCAAUUCUUUUAUUCUUCUUAGCCUUUGCAAAUACAAAACUCGGUAAUUAUUUCGCUCAAAUUACAGUUCAUAGACCAUUUUCUUUAGUUGUUUCGAAACUCGAAUCUGUUUACGCAAAGACACCAGGCGUUGUCGAGGAAUUCAUUAAGGGAGUAUGGGGUCAAUGCAAGAAGUCUCCAUUAAUGCUAGAAAUGAUCACUAUUCCUUCAUCUCAAGGAAUUUCUUAUCCUCUUCUUGAUUUUCUUGCAAUUGCAGCGUUUAAUCCAGACGAAAUCGGGAUGCACUCUCGAGAAGCAAUUUUAUAUAUCUUUUCAACAGCAGAUGAUCCAGAAAUUAAAAUCCACGAAUCUAUUCCACAAUACUUGCUCAAACAGCUCGAAGGUUCCAUUGAAUCAUAUUUGAAGAACGUAUGUGAAUGCGUUCCUACAAUUCAGUUCAGUGGCUCAUCUACUGUCCUUCUUAGCUGGAUUGAUCAAUUGAUAAUAAGAACUAACACUGUCGAUAUACAAUCCAUCCUUUCCCAUGUUAAAUCUCUUGAUAUAACAAGGCGUUUAGGAUCUCUCGCGUUAUUAUUGAAUUUCUUCAUUAACAAAGUUAUUUCAGAAGCUGUUAUCAAAGAAGUACAAUCAAAAGAAACAAUUGACCUGAUUGUUUCUGCUCUAGACUCUAAAAAUGAUGAUUCAAUCAAAUCAUCUUUGUUAUUAAUCAAAUCUAUGCUUCUUAACAACGAAACAAUAGCAUAUAUAAUACCUCCUACUAAAGAUGAGCGCAUAGAUGUCCUCUCAUUCAUGCCUCCUUCUUGGUUAAUUGAAAUUGACGGUUCUUCAUCAAUUUCUGCAUAUGAAGCAGAUGCAGUCAACAGAAUUAACAUAAUUAGCCAUGUACAAGGUAAGAAUAAUGAUUUAUUCCCUCAUGUUGCAGCACUUUUGAAAAAUGCCAAAACAAUGCCACUGAGAGAGCUCCUUUCUUUGACUUCUGUAUUGUCAUUGUUCACUGCAGCAGAGUCUUCACUAAUUGGCAGCUGCUUGGCUGAAAAUUUCGAAGCUGCAGUAAAUCAAUUGUCCGAAGUCCAGAUUUUCGAAUUGCCAUCGGAAAAUUCAAAAGAUGGACCAGAAGUAAGAGCUGCUAUUCUUGCAGAAUUCGGAAAGGAAAUUCAUGCAACAUUCACGGCGCAUGAAAAGUUUAAUUCCGUUAAAAAGGCGUUUGAUGAUGAAUAA
Molecule: messenger RNA, 1503 nt
Organism: Trichomonas vaginalis G3
Lineage: Eukaryota; Parabasalia; Trichomonadida; Trichomonadidae
Exons: 1
Coding region: 1-1503 (500 amino acids)
Source: RefSeq, a predicted model, not a curated record